This is a messenger RNA of Talaromyces amestolkiae, 5286 nucleotides long. RefSeq lists its product as uncharacterized. Gene Ontology annotation, molecular function: 3-oxoacyl-[acyl-carrier-protein] synthase activity; fatty acid synthase activity. The coding region runs from base 1 to 5286 and encodes 1761 amino acids. The transcript has 5 exons. The record is from RefSeq and is a predicted model, not a curated record. NCBI's taxonomy places the organism in Eukaryota, Fungi, Ascomycota, Eurotiomycetes, Eurotiales, Trichocomaceae. Gene Ontology annotation, biological process: fatty acid biosynthetic process; secondary metabolite biosynthetic process.
AUGAGAACCAUGACGCGUGCGAAGAUCAUAUAUUUGUCUGGCGAAAUCCCUCAAGGGGACCCUGAAGGGGACCAGCGUGCAUUGUUCAGAAAAUUGCAUCUACUGAGCAAAGAGAGAAGUCACCCUAUCCUUGCUUCGACUCUCGAGGCGAUAACGAUUGCUGUGAAACAAGAAUGCCGGCGGCUGGACAGGCCUCAAAGGGAGUUGGUCCCUGUGUUUGAAAGUAUUUUAGACCUGACCGAUGGAGUUAUUGAGCUCAGGAAGACGCCGUUGGGAGGAGCUAUUGAGCGAGUUCUCGUUCUCGUCUUCCAGUUAGGUAUCUUCAUUGCCUACCAUGAAACUUAUCCUCUUGAAUAUGACUUUCGAUCGGAAAAUGCCGUGCUUAUCGGACGGGGUCCUGGUUUGCUCUCCGGGGCGGCCAUUGCACUCUCUCCAUCUCCGCUGUUGCUUCCAGCCAUGGCCGCCGAAAUUACAAAAGUCACUUUCAGAUUUGGACUUAUUGUAGAUCAAGUUUGUCGGUCACUUGAGGUGUCGCCUAACGAGAUCAAUGCUGAAGGUGCUUGGGUGUACUGCUCCUACGGAGCUUCAUUAAUCGAGUCUGAGCAAGCAGUUGCAGAUUUCAAUGCGAAAAAGGCAUACCCUGAGGCUAGCAUGGCGACGGUUUUCAACGCCGACGAUAAAUCCGUGAGCAUUGGCGGCCCACCGUCAACUCUCAGAUCUCUUUUUUUAGAGUCAGAAUUCUUCAAGCACACGAAAAACGUUCCAAUGAAGAAGGUUCAAGGUAUGUGGCAUACUAAUAAAGCUUAUGGCCCAGAGCAUGUCAAGCAGAUUGUCGAAGGUAUUACACCAAGCGGUCAAUUGUGCUUCCCUAUCUUCUCGCCUGUAACCGGUCGACCCUUUAAGGCGACUGAUGGCACAUCACUGCUCACAGAGAUGAUGACGGAAAUCCUGACACAAACUAUCCGGUGGGACCAGACCAUUGAUGGCGUGUCUGCACAUUUAAAACAACUUUCACCGAAUGAAGCACAGCUGUGGAGUUUACAGCCUUCGCAUUAUAUGUCGAAGGUCCUCGAACGAUGGAGCACUGAGCUUCCUGCCACAACUCUCUCACACCAGAUGAUGAUGCCUGCCGUGAUGGGCCUGAAUCUAGAGCAAAGCCCACCACGAGAUGCAAAGACGGCCAAAAUCGCCGUCGUUGGCAUGGCAUGCCGAUUUCCAGGCGGCGCAGACGAUCCUGAGAAGUUUUGGGAGCUGUUGGCACAAGGUCGGGACGUCCAUACGCCUGUACCAGCUGACCGCUUCGAUAUCGCAAGUCAUGUGGAUCCCACAGGAGAGAAGUCUAACACGUCUAAAACACCCUACGGUUGUUUUGUAGACAAUCCAGGACUUUUCGAUGCUCUUUUCUUCGGUAUGUCUCCACGUGAAGCUGAGCAGACUGAUCCUAUGCAGAGAUUGGCUCUAGUCACAGCCUGCGAGGCUCUAGAAAAUGCGGGAUAUGUUCAUAGCAGAGGUGCUAUUCACCAGCGUCGCGUUGGCACAUUCUACGGAUGUGCUAGCGACGAUUACCGUGAGGUCAACUCUGGUCAGGAUAUUGGAACUUAUUUCAUUCCUGGCGGAUGUAGAGCUUUUGGUCCUGGCCGUAUCAAUUAUUUCCUUAAGUUCUGGGGGCCAAGCUACAGCAUUGAUACAGCUUGUUCGUCCAGUUUGGCAGCCAUUCAAGCUGCCUGCUCUUCGCUCUGGAGCGGUGACAUUGAUAUGGCCAUCACAGGUGGUAUGAACAUUAUCACCAACUCGGACGUCUACGCUGGCUUGAGCAAGGGUCAUUUCUUAUCAUCCACUGGAGGCUGCAAAACGUGGGAUGAGGGAGCAGAUGGCUACUGUCGCGCAGAUGGAGUUGGCAGUGUCGUUCUCAAGCGACUCGAAGACGCCGAAGCUGACAAUGAUAACAUUCUCGCUGUCGUUCUUGCUGCAGGCACCGAUCAUUCGGCUGAGGCUGUAUCCAUAACUCACCCCCACGACUUGGCACAGGCCCAUCUUUAUAACCAGUUGGUCAAACGAGCUGGUAUUGAUCCAUUGUCUGUAGGAUAUGUCGAGUUGCACGGAACAGGCACUAUGGCCGGGGACCCAACCGAAAUGAGGUCAGUCACCAGUGUCUUUGCGAACGGGCAACCCAGAGCCACAAGCCUACAUAUUGGAUCCGUAAAAUCCAACAUCGGGCACGGUGAGGCCGCCGCUGGUAUCAUGUCAUUUAUUAAGACCAUGCUGGUUUUCCAGAAAAGCAUUAUCCCUCCACAUGUUGGUAUAAAGACUGGGCUAAAUCCGGCGUUGCCCGAGAAUUUGGAUAAGAAGGGUGUUUUUAUUCCGUUCACAGCCACGCCGUGGAAACAGAGCAGCGAUCUGAAAAGGUUGGCCAUGGUGAACAACUUUGGAGCAGCAGGAGGAAAUACAGCAAUUAUACUGGAAGAAGCGACGCCGCGUCCAAGACUUGGCAACGACACGCGACUUACACAUCCUAUCACCGUGUCGGCAAAGACGCCAUUCUCUCUUCAGGAGAACCUCAGACGCCUUAUAGCAUUUAUUGAAAUGCGGCCAGAUGUCUCCAUUGCUGACCUCUCGUACACGUUGACUGCAAGAAAGAACCACUACAAUUAUCGGGUGUCGGUACUUGCAUCUUCCCUCACUGAGGCCGCUAAACUUCUUCGUCCGCAUAUCGAAACCGCGCUAGACCAGCUACCUACUUCAUCCAAACAAGCACCAGUUGCUUUCGCGUUUACUGGCCAAGGGACAUUCUACAUCGGUAUUGGCUCACAACUGUACCGCGACUCCAGCUCGUUCCGAGAGAAACUGGACCAACUCGACGGUAUUGCACAACGGCAGAGGUUCCCUUCCUUCUUGCCUAUCAUCAAGAGCACCUGUAAUGUUGAAGACGUACCCAUUGUUUCUAUGCAUCUCGCUAUCGUGUGCGUGGAGAUCGCUCUAACACGAAUCUGGGCCUUAUUUGGCGUCAAGCCUAGCGUCGUUAUAGGCCACAGUCUAGGGGAGUAUGCUGCAUUCAAUGCAGCAGGUGUCUUGUCCGAUAGUGACACCAUUUUCCUCGUUGGAACGCGUGCGGCGUUGCUGGAGUCAAAAUGUAUGCCUGCUACGCACGGCAUGCUGUCCGUUCGAGCCUCCCGCGAAAAAAUCUUAAAAGCUGUCGAUGGCAUUCCCUUUGAAGUGGCUUGCAUCAAUGGUCCCGAGGAAACAGUACUUGGAGCCACAGUGGCAGACCUUGAUGCUCUUUCUACAGUUCUCAGGGAAGCGGGCUAUAGGUCCGUAAGGCUUAAUGUGCCCCAUGCAUACCACACAAGCCAGAUGGAAGCUGUGACGAAUGAUUUUGUCAAAUUGACACAGGCGGUUGUGUACAAGCCGCCCAGAAUACCCGUCAUUUUACCCCUCUACUCCAAAGUCCUUACUUCUGAUAUUGAUGUAACAUACUUGGCUAAGGCGACUCGAGGGACAGUCGACUAUGCUGGUGGACUCAACGCGGCUUGGAGAUCCGGCGUUCUUUCGAAAACCAGCCUUUGGAUAGAGAUCGGCCAUCAUCCUUGCUGCGUCAGCUUUAUCACAAAGACUUUGUCAGAUACACGAUUGACAUGUCCAACAUUGCACCGAGAUGAAGACAACUGGACCACGCUCGGCAAGGCGCUCACCGUGUUGUACAAUGCUGGCCUAACCAUAGAUUGGACAGAGUACCACUUACCCUUUGAGAAGGCUCUACGACUGGUCGAUACCCCAACAUACGCGUGGAACAAUAAAAAUUAUUGGAUUCAAUACCGUGGAGAUUGGAAUCUGACCAAGGGCAAGGCGUCGUCUCAUCCCACCUUCACCAAGGCCGCGACUCAGAUCAGCGCCUUCCGCACUACAAGCAUCCACGAAAUUCGUUCGGAAAACUACACUGAAUCCUUAGCCCAGCUCGUGACUGAGUCAGACAUUACCGACCCAGCGCUCAAAGACGUUAUCGACGGCCAUGCCAUGAACAACUACGGAGUUGCUUCUUCGUUCCUGCAUGCAGAUAUGGCGUUCACUGUCGCGAAACGUAUUCUUAACAAAGGGCUUCCGAAUUCAGCUAACAUUGGCAUCAACAUUGCCGACUUCGAGUAUCAUGAACCUGUAGUCAAGCACCGCAACCCAACUGAAGCUCAGCCGAUUGUUGUGAGUGCUGAAGCCGAUUUAGAAAAAGGGCUGUCCCAUAUCAAAUGGUAUAAUCCCGCUAAAGACCUCUGGUAUUGCCAUGCCUCCAUCUUCUACGAAGAUCCCUCAUCUUGGUUGUCAACGUGGUCCCGUUCAACAGGCCUUGUGACGAGUCGUAUCGCGGCCUUGAAUGAUAUGGCCGCCAGCGGCGGUGCCGAUAAAUUGACGACCAAUCUUGCAUACAGCCUCUUCGGGAAAUUAGUCCACUAUUCGGACAUUUAUCGAACAAUGAAAUCUGUGAUUCUCAACAAAGAUGAAGCCGUGGCCGAAGUGGAGUUCCCUGCCGAUACUGGUGGCUCGUGGACAGUGCCUCCCCAUUUCAUCGACGGAUGCGUGUCCCUGUCCGGUUUCAUUCUGAAUGGAGGGACCCAUUUCGAUAACGACAAAUACUUUUACAUCACUCCGUCUUGGAAAUCCAUGCGGUUUGCGAAACCGCUCGUGCCUGGCGGGCGAUACCUAUCCUACGUGCGAAUGAUCCCUGCUGACAACAACCAUGACUUUGUUGGCGACGUGUACAUCCUUCAUGGCGACGAGAUUGUCGGUGUUGUCGAGGCGAUUGUGUUCACGCGAUGGCCCCGCAUCAUGCUAGAUCGCUUUUUCCGCCCUCCAGUUAUCAAGGGUGCUUCUCAGGCUCCGGACGCAUCUCAUGCUGCCCUCCCUCUGGCUUCCUUAGGCUCAACUGUAAUUCCAUCCAAGAUGCAGUCGGUUCAAUCAUCACCCGUUCCGCCAUCGCUUUCUCUGGGCGACUCUAAAACCGCUUCCGGUCUGUUGACCCCCCAAUCCCCGGCACGGAGCGUCCAAGCACAAGACAGUAAGGAUGAGUCAAUCGUAGCGGCGCCGGAUUCGGUUGUCCGUGCAUUCAAAAUCAUAGCUGAGGAGUUGGCCGUCGACGUUCGGAUGCUAACCGAUGAUGCAAACAUUUCCGAUUUCGGGCUGGAUUCACUUAUGUCUCUCGUUCUAUCUCAAAGACUGCGUGAGGAGCUCAAAACCGAAAUUAGGGACGCCUUCUUUUUGGAAGUAUCGACUUUUGGGGAUUUGAAAACCUUGCUGGCGUAG